Spodoptera exigua (beet armyworm) is the source of this 753-nucleotide messenger RNA. The record is from the annotation of a GenBank genome assembly. Lineage: Eukaryota; Metazoa; Arthropoda; Insecta; Lepidoptera; Noctuidae.
CGACAAGUUUGACAACUGACAAUAUUUUUAAAUUGUUUGAUUUGAUUGCAUUUUGUAGGUUAGAAUAUUAAAAAUAGAAUAAAAAUAGUUCGUACGCUUGUUUUUUAGUGUUUUAUUAAAAAGUGUGCCAAAACUUUAAUACAAAAUGAAUCCUAUGACUAAUAUGAAAAAUGUGCUGAAGCUGAGUGAACGUGAACUCGGUGGUGCAUCCAAGAGCUCCUGGCAUGACCAGUAUAAGCACAGCGCUUGGAUAUUUAUUGGAGGCUUGCCCUAUGAUCUUACAGAGGGUGAUGUAAUUUGUGUCUUUUCACAGUAUGGUGAAAUAGUGAACAUAAACUUAGUGAGAGAUAAAGCAACUGGAAAAUCAAAGGGAUUUGCAUUUAUAUGUUACGAAGACCAACGGUCCACAGUGCUGGCUGUAGAUAAUUUAAAUGGAUUAAAAAUUUUAAACAGGACUAUCAGAGUGGAUCACUGUGAGCAGUACAGAGCACCAAAUGCUGACAUGUCGAAAGUAGAUGAGGUGACUGCAUCAAUUAGGAUGGAAGGAUGUGCACCACUGAUUGCUAGAAAACCUGAAACUGUUGUGAAUACAGAAAUUGAAGAGGAAAAAGAUUCUAAAGAAAAAGUAAAAGAAGGCAGAGUAAAAAAGAAGAAAGAAAAGAAGAGUAAAAAGAAAAAAGAAAAGAAAAGUAAAAAAAGGAAAAAGAAGAAGAGCAGAAGUUCAUCUUCAGAUUCAGAAUCUAGUGAUUAGUU